Molecule: messenger RNA, 2061 nt
Organism: Fundulus heteroclitus (mummichog)
Lineage: Eukaryota; Metazoa; Chordata; Actinopteri; Cyprinodontiformes; Fundulidae
Exons: 13
Coding region: 189-1841 (550 amino acids)
Molecular function (GO): protein binding
Source: RefSeq, a predicted model, not a curated record
GGAACGUCAACAUCCGGCGACACGUCUCCUGGACAGAGCGGAGCGCUAAUCCUUCAGAUUUGUCUGAGGCGUUGUUUUCAUCUCAGACAUAUAUUGUUCAUGUGAGAAUUUCUGAACACGUAGUUUCACUUUUUUUUUUUUACAACCUCGGCCGACCUGCAGGGCCGUAGACACCGUUAGAGCUUCAAAUGGGGGAAGUGAGGAAGCUGCAGAAGAAGUUAAGGCAGAUUGAAAAUCUGGAAAUAAAAAUCAGUCUGACCCCAGAGGAGAAGUUUAAGAUCUCCAGGAAGGCGGAGCUGCGCUCCAGAUUGGCUGAGCUUCAGCUGCAGCUUUCUGGCCCGCAGCAAACUCCUGGGAUUGUGGGAGACGGAAAUAAGGAGAAGAUGAAAAGACAAGUGGACGAUGCCCCGGAGACCCUUCCAUCACAAACGCCUCCAGCCUCCAAGAUCCUUAAGGGAGAAACGGAGUCCAACGCUACAGGAGCGCCAGCGCUGGCUGCCAGGCAGAGGGCUGCGGGGGGAAACGCAGCGGAGACGGGGGGGCCGCAGGACGGGACGGAGCCGUCUAAGGUGUCGCCUCAGAGCAGAGACGGCUCUCCAGAACAGCUACGGCAACAGGAAGAAGCAGAGUUUUCAUCCCUCAAAGCGUCCUGGGAGAAGGCGAGGUUUCGCUUGAGGCUGCUGGAGGGUCACAACGACAUAGUUACCAGCGUGGUUGCUGUUGACAACCUGGUGGUUUCUGGAAGUCGAGACACGACGGUGAAGGUGUGGCACGUUCCCACAGCAACAGAGCAGAAGAACCUGGGGGGUCACGCCGGCGGAGUCACCUGCCUGUCGGCACCUCCCCCCGAGUAUUGCAGGCGGCUGGCCCGGUCCCUGUCCCUGUCUGAGAAAGAGAGGUUUAUUUUGAGCGGCUCAGCAGACUGCUGUGUGAAGAUCUGGGCGCUGAGCAUCGGGCAGUGUGUUAAGUCCGUCUACACGUUCAACGCGGUGACUGCGCUCUGCUUUGCGCCCGAGGGGGACGGCUACAUCAUCACCGGUUCAGACGGGGGUAAAGUUCAAGCCUGGAGCUGGCACACUUUCCAGAACUGCCAGUCAGUCAACGCUCACCAGGAAGCAGUCACCUCCAUUCAGUCUCAGGGUCCUCUGGUGUUCAGCGGCUCGGCUGAGGGGGGGGUGUCUGUGUGGGAGAACCGGUGUUCGGAGCGAGACCCCCUGAAGCUGCUGCACCACUGGAGCAGCCGGGUGACGGGCCUCAGCGGGGGGCCGGACGGCCGUCUGAAGCUCAGCCCGCGCGGAGACCGGCUGUUCCUGGCUUACGGCCGCGCCUCCAUCAAGAUCCUACACUGGAGGACAGGAGUGAUAUCCAGGCUGACCAAUCACAGCAGCGUCACCGGCGUGACAGAUUGUGUCCACCAGACCGGGGGCCUCCUAAUUGGCUCCUGCUACGACCUGGCGAACGGAGACAGCUCCCUUAACUUGUUCUCUCUGCCGCAGUGCCGCUACUUGGCCUCCCUGACCUGGCCCGACGCUCCCAGGAUCCUCUGCUUCGCGGCGUGGACGACCGGCAGCGGGGACCACCGUUGGGUGAUCGGGGGCCGUGACCUCGUCGUAUGGGAGCAGCUCCCCAGUUCUGGGAAGCAGAGGAGCGACGUCACAGUGAAGAGAGACAGUCGGAUGGACUCGACGCUGCUGGAGUCAGAGGGGGACACCGAGGAGGACGAGGAGAGCGACGAUUACGGGGAUAAUGAGGACGGAGGAGGAGGAGGAGGAGGAGGCGCCCGCCCCGGAGCUGCUGAGGACGGAGCAUCCGGCUCGUGGCUACGCUGCGUUCUCCAGUGAAGCCCGGGACGCCACGGCCUGCAGCCAUCAGCGGGAAACGAGAGGGUGGGAGACGGAGGGAUGGGGGUGGGCGAAGUGACAGACUGAGCGCUAGUCUGGGAGGAAGAGGAGGGAGCAUAUGGACAGAGAGAGUAUGAGCGAAUGUGUACGUGUGAUAGGCAGAUUGUUUUCUCUGUAAAUAUUUUCACAUUCAAUAAAGCCGUCAAACCGUGAAAGCAAA